AGCGCUUCGACCACCACUGUCCCUGGGUGGGCAACUGCGUGGGGAAGAGGAACUACCGCUACUUCUACCUCUUCAUCCUCUCGCUCUCACUCCUCACCAUCUACAUCUUCACCUUCAACAUCGUCUACGUGGCGCUGAAAUCUCUGAAGAUUGGGUUCCUGAACACGUUGAAGGAAACCCCAGGGACUGUACUGGAGGUGCUCAUCUGCUUCUUCACGCUGUGGUCGGUGGUGGGGUUGACGGGGUUCCAC
Messenger RNA from Eurypyga helias (sunbittern), 251 nucleotides. RefSeq names its product palmitoyltransferase ZDHHC9-like. The annotation marks the transcript as partial. The transcript is spliced from 3 exons. Lineage: Eukaryota; Metazoa; Chordata; Aves; Eurypygiformes; Eurypygidae. Gene Ontology annotation, cellular component: Golgi apparatus; endoplasmic reticulum. Gene Ontology annotation, biological process: protein targeting to membrane; peptidyl-L-cysteine S-palmitoylation. Gene Ontology annotation, molecular function: protein-cysteine S-palmitoyltransferase activity. The record is from RefSeq and is a predicted model, not a curated record.